AUGAUUAAGAACAUUUUAAAGCACUCACCUUUUUCAGAGUUUGAACAGCAUUCUGUUCCUAAUACGAACAUCGUACUGCCAAGAAUAAAAAUAAAAAACAUGACAACAGCAUAUCCAUCUAAGCCCCAGAUAAGAAAUAUUGUUGGGACGGGUUCGGGUGGUGGUGGCUUGGGACAAGAUAGGGUGCAAUCAACACAUGAACAUGCUGGUUUUAUUCCCUGUUGA
Messenger RNA from Clunio marinus, 225 nucleotides. The record is from the annotation of a GenBank genome assembly. NCBI's taxonomy places the organism in Eukaryota, Metazoa, Arthropoda, Insecta, Diptera, Chironomidae.